AUGCCAAAAUCUAAGAAAUCAACAAAAAAGUUUCAAAAGCAACACCUUAAGCAAACCAUAGAACGACGAAAGAAAGUUCAAAAGAUAAAAAAAGCAGUUGAUCAAAGGGAAAAGAAAAGAGGUUUAAAGCGGCGUGUCGGUGAAGUUAAAAAGGCUAAAAACGAAAUAGAAACAGAAAAGAAUGAUACUGUAGAAAACAGUGAACCAGAGGAUAUGAUUGAAGAGUAA
Molecule: messenger RNA, 228 nt
Organism: Ambispora gerdemannii
Lineage: Eukaryota; Fungi; Glomeromycota; Glomeromycetes; Archaeosporales; Ambisporaceae
Source: the annotation of a GenBank genome assembly